Molecule: messenger RNA, 8080 nt
Organism: Drosophila eugracilis
Lineage: Eukaryota; Metazoa; Arthropoda; Insecta; Diptera; Drosophilidae
Product: PHD and RING finger domain-containing protein 1
Exons: 7
Coding region: 488-7261 (2257 amino acids)
Source: RefSeq, a predicted model, not a curated record
ACCUCUAGCUGAAAAAAUGGCUGAAAUCCAAGUAUGUGUGUGAAGGAAACUGUGUGAGAAAAAAUAUCGUUUGCUACCAAUUUGGAAAUAACUUCGUUUUGUCGAAACAAUCGGAAUCCUUUAUCCACCGGUCGACGCAGCUGUCAUUUUCACGAUUUUCGAGAGAGGAGCUAAAGAUACCCUUUUCGGAGCUCCCAAAAAUUGACAAUUGAUGCCACUCGGAAAUCGGCACUCUUCACUCAUAGCGGCCUGCAAUUACAGAGAAGCCAGACCAAAAAGCAGCCUUACAGACUACAGCUGGCUAUUCUAUCGAAAAUGUGGUUACCAGGCCAAGAGCAGAACCUACCAGGAGAGGAUAACUAGACAAAAAUUCGGCUAAGAGCACUCCCUAUAUGUAAUAUAUAUGUAAUACACACGCGCCUGCCCCGCCGACAGUGUACACACAUCAAUAUAUCGGCUUGAUACACACAUACGCAGUUGCAUCAGCAUGUCUGACCGUGAUUCUGAUUCCGAGUCCGACGCUGGCUCGCCCGUGAGUCACCAACGGAUGCAGAGGAACCGUCGCGUUAUCAUGCGUAUCGAGUUCAAGGACUCAGACGACACGGCCUCAGAUCCUGACCUGGACGAGCUUCCUUCCUGCUCCACCACGACGGGGAGGCGGCGAAGCGCCCGCCUACAGGAUGUGGAUUCCGAUUCAGACGAGAUGCCCCGGAAGUUUACACGAAGGUUGCGGAGUCGCCAUGGUCCGAUGAGCGACUGUUCUUCCAGCGGAAGCGAGAUAAAUCAACGGUCCGCGCGCAUCAGUAAGCGAAAGAAGGUAGAGUCCUACGACGAGGAGGAGCAAGAGCCGGCGCUCAGCGAUGAUAUUAGACUUCAAUCCACGCCUGUUGAUCCCGAUCCUGGUUUCAGUUCCGACAGCAGCAGCAACGAUAUGCUGGAGAAGUGCCCGAUUUGCUUGCUCACAUUUAGGCAGCAGGAAAUCGGCACGCCAGCUACCUGUGAGCACAUUUUCUGUGCGGCCUGCAUUGACGCCUGGUCCCGAAAUGUUCAGACCUGUCCCAUUGACCGCAUCGCAUUUGACCGGAUUGUGGUACGAAACUCCUUUGCCAGUCGGAAGGUGGUGAGGGAAGUGCGAGUAGACUUGAGCAAGUCCAAGACCGAACUGGCACUGGAAGACGAGGCAGAGAGUACCGUUGCUUCCGAAGAAGAGAUCACAAACUGCGAGAUCUGCGAAAGUCCGGACCGGGAGGAUGUAAUGCUACUGUGCGAUAGCUGUAAUCAUGGGUAUCACAUGGACUGCCUGGACCCACCGCUGCACGAGAUUCCUGCAGGAUCCUGGUACUGCGAUAAUUGCAUAGACAGCGAAGGCGAGGAUGCCGAUGAGCAGCUGGAGCUGGCCGACGACUUAAAUCAGCUGUAUGAGGAUAUUCGGGGAAUGGGCUUGCCGGAGACUCGUCUUAGGGUGCGGGAGGUGCAGCAACCUCCAAGAAUCUUGCGCACCCGUCAAAACGAGCGUAUCAGGGCGGCAGUACUGCGACGCACUCAAUCUGGCGCUGCCUCGGUUGAAGAUUCCACUCUGACUCGAACUCGUACCCGCACUACUACAACAACCACAACUACUACAACAACUACAAGGCGCACAACCACUAGUACCAAUAAGAGGCCUGUUAAACGUCGCCGACGAAGGAGAACUCGCCAUCGCACCUACGUCGUUGAGUAUGACUUAAACAACUUUGACGAAAAGUUUGCCCUAAAAACUAGCAGAAAAGUGAUCCGGCGCCGACGACGUCGUCGACGUCGUGUUGUGGCACCUGCCUCCGGUGAAGGCCCAAGUCGUCGUCUCACUGCCAGCAAGAGGCUGGCGGAGCAGAUGGGAGUAAAAACGGACGGAGUGCAGCGUUCUCAUCUCAGUGGUGGAACUGCAUCCAGCUUUUCACUCUUUGGGAACGCCAACGACCUGGAAUAUUUCUCGGACAGUGAUCCAGAUGUUGAAGGCAAUGUCGCUUCUGCGGAACUUGGAUCAACUGCCAUCCAAACCUCCGUGCGUAUUGCUAGCAUAGGAGCGCCGCGUAUUCGUAAGGCGUUGCUCCAAGGCAAAGCACGCAUAGCAGCUGCUCCUUCUGGUCCUGCUUCAUCUGCAGACAUAUUGUCUAGCAUUUUGGAUCUGCAAGAUCGUUGGCACGACGCUUCGCGUAACCUGGGUGAUGUGCACAUUAGAGCAGAUGGUACCCUUAAUCUCCCACAGAGACCUGCGCUAGCAGCUACCCCAGCAAAUUCGCCGGCUAUAGCUACUUCAAAACCCGAGGAGCACUUAACCCAUGCGCCACUUUAUCAGCGCGGAGGAGGCCCAAACUAUAAUAGAGGUGGAUCGUCCGGCUCAGGCGACAACUAUAACAAUCGCUACAGCGGCAAUAACAGCUACAGGGGAGGUGGUGGCGGCGGUGGCGCAGUUUCCAAUAGUGGCGACGGAGCACCUAGCAGCAGCGGAGGAGUGUCCUCGCACCAAUCUUCUCUUGGCGGCGAUCAACACGGGGGCGGCGGUUUCAGUAAUCAGAACUUUAACAGCUCCAGCACCAACAUCAACAGCAACACAAACGUAUCAAGCUUUACACCCUUCCACCUGCGCUUCAACACGCCCACCCGCCAGCAGCAACAACGCCAGCCAAUCGUGCCUUCUGCCAAUCAACCCACGGCGCCAACUUUUGGUGGAAGUGCACCGCCCCCAGUACCGGUGGCAUCGUCGUCAAACUGUUUUCCAGGACAGCCCCCGAUGUUCGCACCUCCUGUAAAUCAUCAUGCGGCUGCAGUAAUGAAUAUGCCAGUUGUGCUAUCAAUACCACCACCGCCCAUGCCCCCCGCCAGCCUUCCUUGGAACAACCCGCUUUUUAAGAUAAAUACGUUGCAGCAAUCCGCAUUGAAAGCCAGCGAACGAAAAAAAGAUGAUGAUGACAAUUGUCCCAACUUCUCAAUUUACUCUCAGGAGUCGCAGGCAGUUGCUAGUGCGUCUGCAAUGACGUCUGGAGUUGUACAGGGACCAGCGGAUUCGUCUGAUAAGGAUGAUGACGACAUGAAUGAAGAUUUAGUACAAUUAGAUGAUGAUGACGAGGAAAACGAGAUACCAUUGCCACUGGGGCCGGAGCCCGAGUACGUUCCAGAAAGAGUCAAUGAGCUGUACGAGCCAGAAAACCCAACUGAUGAACCGGAUGACCAAGAAAUAGUCGACAAGUCCUGUGAUGGUGUACCCAUUAAAGAGUCCCAGCAUGAGCCAGACGAAAUUGCACCAAUUUCAGAGGAUCUCGACGAUAGAGUGGAUAAAAUUCGUAGCACUCCUAGCCCAUUGGUUAAGGAUGACCGAGUAGCUGAUCGAGACCGUGGCAAGGGCGUAUUGGAGUUAUAUGAUGAUAGUGACUGGGAGGAGUUAGACAUCGACAAACCGAAGGAAUUUGAAAAGGCGCUUGGUACGGAAAUUACAGCCCAAGCCAGCCCCAAGUCCGCGACAUCUAAAAAGUCGCGUUCUAGUAAAGAUUCAGAUGAGGGAAAGGACGACAAAGGUAGUGACAGUGAGCACGAACCGGACCGUUCCUACACGCCCUGCCUAGAUGAAAAGAAUCUGGCGGAGGAUGAGGAAGUGACGGCUGGUGUAUCACAUCAGAAUGAGGGCAGCACCAGUCCCAAGACUGGCUCCUCAAAGGCUUCCGAUGAUGAACUUGAGAGAGAGCAAGCUGUCGGUACGGAUAUUGUAUCUGAGGAUGAUUUGACCAAUGAGCACGGGCCAAAGCGCCGCAGUCGAAGCCGUGGUGGAGCGGCCAGCGACGGAAAGUCGAAGUCGCGUUCAAAACGAAACAAGAACGAAACUUUUAAGAAGGUAGGGAAAAGACAGAAGGAUCGCAACUAUCGUGGCGAAAAAGCGGAGCCACAAAUGAGUUCUCGUUCGGGGUCUAGAAGUCGCACUCCAAAGAUCCGUUCGGAGAGCCAAGGAGGAAGCAAGAGCGUCAGUCGUAGUAGGAGUAGAAGUAAGAGCAGAAGUCGUUCACCUAGUCGAAGUAGAAACAGGCGUCGACGUGGCAGCCGCUCCAAAUCCUACUCCCGCUCUGCUUCAAGGACUCGAUCGCGUUCGAACUCAUAUAGCCGCCAGAGAUAUGCCUUCAGGGGACGGGACUUCCAGCGUGGAUUCAUACGUGGCCGUGGAGGCCUGCGUUUCAACUUCCGAAACCAACAGUUCCACAAUAGGCCGUUCCAGCACUACGGCCACAAUUACCACCAAAACUACCACCACCAACCAAAUUACUUUCAUUAUAACCAUGGUCCGAACCAGCAGUUUUUCCAGCGUCCCAAACGAAGAGAGCUACCUCGAUAUGAUGUUCGGAAUGUGGUGGGUGCAUCGAGAAAUCAACACUUCGCCAAGGAUCGUUAUGGGCGUGACGCAUUGCGGUCGGGCAGAAGUCGUUCAAGAAGGCGCAACUCGCGUAGUUUCUCGCGAAGUGUUUCUCGAGAAUCAAGAGGUUCCUUGCACUCUCGUUCUGGUUCCCCAAGGCGGCCCCGCAGCUUUAGCAUUUCACCAACGCCACCGCCAGGUACUUCGCCUUCUCCGCAUAAACAAAGAGGGGGUCGUCGUUCGUCGCCGGCAAGACGCUAUGCCCGCUCGCCUUCACCGCCACAGCCUCCUUUAAAUGAAAGGGUUCAUAGUCCAGCGUCAGUUCAUUCUAGAAGUUCACGCUCGCGCACACCCAACCGCAUUAACGGAGGUAAUAGAUCUCCUCCAUAUCCUGGCUCCCCGCGUUACACCCCACGGAUGAGUCGAAGUAGGAGCAGAAGUCGUUCCAAAAGUCCUAAAAAUGCGCCCAAGAAGAAGAAGAAGAAGUCUGAUAAAAAGAAAAAGAACAAAAAGAGAACAGGAAGCAGCAGUCCGACUACGGCUGCACGAAUGCGCCGAAUCUCGCGACAACGUGAUCCUUUCGAGGAUGCUGACGACUUUUUGGCGCCGCAGAGAAAACGAAAAAAAGGAGGUAUGCCAACUGGUCAGUGGUCUCCAUCGCCUUCACCCGGCCGCUGUGAUUUCCUGCAUGACGGAGCCUGCCAGGACAAAAAUCCAUCUUGGACACCGCCGCUGGAAUCACCAAAAGGUCCAGUCGCUCAUUACGAUAAUGAUGGUGGGCUGACGCCCAAGAAGGCGAAACGCAAACGAGAUAAAAGCAAAAAGAAGAAGAAACAGCAUCCACUAGAGAAGCAACGGAAGGAGAAAAAGCGCAAGCGUCGUACUCAGACGCCAGAGCCCCUGCCCUCCAAAGAGGUGUUCGCUUCAGGCAACAACAUUCUGGUGAGCGUGAGCUUCAACAAAGAGGCGACCACCAACAAUGCGACUUCCUCACUAGGUUCCCAACAGCAGUCGAUAAUCACAUUACCAUCUGGCAGAGAGGAUUUAAUGAGCACUCGAGUGGCUUCCAUUGAUCGCCUGAAUAACAGUAUUCUUAGCAGUGCUGUGGGAGCCAUUAAAAUGGGAAAGCGCAAGCGCAAGAAGCUGGAGGCUAAGCCGGUGGCAAUCAUUGAUCUUGAACGCUCGCCCUUCCAAGUUCACCAAGAGCCUGCAGAUGUCAUUGUGCUUACAGACAGUGAAGAUGCGGCAGACCAACUUUCUACGAGAAGAGAAAGGGAUCACGAUAUGAGGGAAAACGGACAAAGGGAAGAAAUCCCACAGGUUGGAUCAUUGGACACAAUCAUGGAGACCUCGUAUGAAAACAUGACGCAGACAACGGGACCCAAGACGCCUCCCGAGCCUCCUCUCGUCAAGUUCAACCUGCCCUCGAAAAAGAUGCAGCACAAGGUGCGCAGCAAUCCGCUUCAUGAUGAUGCUGAUGAUAUUAAUUCUGCAGAUGAGCUAGAGACAGCCGGUUCUAUGGCUCUCGAGGGACAGACGCCACAGCAUGGUCAUGGAUCCCAUGAUGGAGGCCAAAAGAUUGGUCCAAAUACACCUCCAGAGUCUGGACCAUGCUCGCCAGAUGCCUACGAUCCUUUCGAGCCUACCAAAUCGCCCUCAAUGUCACCACGAUCUCCGACUCCAACUCCGGGCCAAAGCCUGGAUCAGCAAGCACCUAGUAAGUCAGCGAGCAGUGCAAUGGGAUCGGGGUCUGGGGACAAAGGGGAUGGCGAUGGCGCCCAUGCGACCGUUUUAAAUGCAAGCACCAGCACACAGACGCAGACAAGCGUUCUAAACCCAGUAGAUCUGGUGAUGGCGCUAAUGAACAAGCCAAACCAGAGUGGAAUCAUUCAGCAGGAGAGCGAAGUGAGCUCCGCCCAGUACAUUAGUAGCAGUUCCGUAAGUCUAUCACUGGGCGUUGGGUCCAGCACGGGUGCAGGCGGAGCCGGCGGAGGGGAUAGCCAUGACAAGGCAUCCGAUGGCAAGGGCGUAACCGUUCUCUCCAACGUGCUGCUAACGAGUAGCAGCGUGGUGUCUAGCUCGCAGCACAUACCAUCAAUUUCUAGUCCCACGCCUCUUUCGAAGAAGCUUACUCCGUUGUCAAAGGCCGGAGGUAGUGUGGCCAGCAGCAGCAGUGGAGUUGGCAACAUUCCCACUACCAGUGCGGGAGUGGGUGCCCUACGGAAUGGAAGUGGCAUCGGAAAUGCCGGAGGAUCCGGCAUCGCCCUAGAUGACUCCUUCAACAUGGACAUCGAGAGCCCUUACUCGCCCGGCUCCGCUGAUUACGAGGAUUUGUUUGAGCCACCCAUCUUAAUGGAAGGAAGCAGGCGAACAAAAGGUGGAGCAGCCGGAGGCAAGAUAGAAAUAUUCGACAAUCUAUUUGGAAGCAGUUCGCCCAUAGGCAACAUCCGGAUGUCAUCGCGAUACAAUACCGCAGCGGGCAAGAAGUCUAAUCGCAGCAAGGGUGACCGAAAGUCUAAAGCAAAGGGUGUGAGAAAUUCUGAUGUAUAUGAUGAUGUUCCGAAUUCGGCAACGGAUCUACAAAAUAAGGAUAGACUUUUACGCAAGCUAAAUCGACAGGAACGUGUCGUUGAGGAGGUGAAAUUGGUGUUAAAGCCUUACUUUAACAAAAAAGCGAUUACGAAGGAUGACUACAAGGAUAUUAUGCGAAGAGCUGUGCCCAAGAUCUGCCACAGUCGGUCUGGUGAAAUUAAUCCACACAAGAUUAAAAAUCUUAUUGACGCCUAUGUAAGAAAAUUCCGAGCAAAGCACAAGAAGUUGAGUCUCCUAAACACGGGGCAAGUAAGCAGUGCGGUUAAGUGUGCCGCCUAUUUAAAAAAACUGUAAGCGAGCAAGCGAUCGCAUAGGAUCUGGUGGAUUGGGUAGAAAAAUAUACAGAAUUUUGCGAUCGCAUGCAUUCCUACCAUCAAAUAAAACCAACAAUUUUCACCAGCCACCAAUGGAAAACUAAGGGAAAAUAAGAGGAAAACUCAUAAACUGUCAUUAACUAUUGGAAUUUAGUUGUUAAGUCAAUUUUAGGUCACUUUACGAAUGAUUUUAGAAAGUAAGCGAUACACAGAAGUGAAGAUUUUUGAGUAAUAAGCAGAAGGAAGUUUGUCACCUAAUUUUCGGUUACCCAAAGCACUACAAAACACAUUAUUUAUAUCAAGACUAGUUCAUUAGAUUGUUUACUUGUACGACACCUGUAAUAUGAUAAUAUUAUAACUGUUUUGCAUGAGCAUUAACCAAUUGUGAGUAGUUAAGUGAUGGCAAAACAAAAUUGUAUUUUACCUCUGAUAAUUUAAAUAUUUAAAAGAAUACACAUGUGGACAAAUUUAUAGAUGACCUCAGCACAUUGGCUUGCAUUGAAUAAGGCAUAGCGAAUUCCUGUAAAUGUUGUGCAUGUAGUCAAGUAUUUUUCUUGAAUAAAUAUUGUUAACAAACAAUUGUAAUUAUGUAUUCAUGUGUAUAACUGCAUGGCCAGUUAUGCUGUUCAUCUAUUAAGCACUUGAUUUCGCAGAGCCUGUCAGUCAUAACUUUUGAAUAAAGAGUAUGAGUGUUUGCAUUGCAACACAAUUAAUAACAGUAUAUAUAUAUAUAUACAAGUUGUGCUAAAUCGUUUUGUAAAUAUUCAUAUAAAUAAAAAUAAAAACGAAUAAUACCUAA